UGACAACACAAAUUUUUUCACCCAACAAGACUACGCCACAUACCUAAAAGAGACCAAACAAGCGCAAGGGAAGAAGCUGCAGAUAGAGGAGAACAAGAAGAGGAUAGAAGAAGGACUACCACCUGGACCAAGAGUUACACUGACAACCAAAGACGGCCGGCGAUUGCAGCGGUUCUCCGUGGUGACAAUUAACGGGAAGGAGAAGCUAAUUGUGCCGAUUGACUCCGGAAACCCGCAAAAGAUGGUGUUCUUCGUAACGAUCGACGAAUAUUACGAUCUUAUCCUGGAAGUACACCUGGCGGAGGGGCACAAGGGCAGGAACGUUCUGAUGCCCAAGCUCCAAGCUACAUACAAGAACAUCCCGAGGGAGGUAGUACAGCUGUUCCUGGACUUGUGCCCCACGUGCCUCCUGAAAAAGAAGACGAAGAAGAGGGGCCUGACGGUGAAGCCGAUGGUAUUCCACCAGAUGAAUGAUCGCUGGCAAAUAGAUCUGGUGGAUAUGCAGAGCGCGGCAGACGGAGAGUUCCGGUGGAUCUUCGUCUGCCAGGACCAUCUGACCAAGUUCAUACACCUGAGGGCCCUCACAUCGAAGCGUGCCGUUGAAGUUGCGGAGCACCUGUUGGAGAUCAUGCUGGUGUUCGGGGCUCCGUCAAUACUUCAAUCAGACAACGGGCGCGAAUUCGUGAAUCAGAUCAUCGAAAGCCUCAAGGACACCUGGCCUGAACUUAAAAUUGUCCACGGGAGCCCUCGUCACUCCCAGUCACAAGGGAGUGUCGAGCGAGCGAAUCAAGAUAUCCAGGAUAUGCUGUCGGCCUGGAUGCUGACUUAUCGGACCAAGCAGUGGAGCAAGGGGCUGAAGUACGUGGCAAGCCAGAAGAACAGUGCUUUACACCAGGGCACUGGCAGGUCACCCUAUGAGGCCGUGUUCGGCACCCCAAUGAAGGUGGGGAUAAGCAGCAGCCUGCCAAGUGCCCUGGUCCCUUACCUCACGACAGAGGAGGAGCUGCUCGAGUUCCUGGAGGGCAUCGGGAGGGAGCCUUCAACGCCGCCGCGCGCCUCUCCGACUCGGCAAGGUAAACUAGUCAAUUAAUUUCCUACUGACUAUACGGACCUACCAGGGCUCCAUAUUUGUGGUCUUUGUUGUAGAACCAAGCCCCAACAGCAGCCCCCGUCGUGUACCCCUUUUUCCGCC
This is a messenger RNA of Frankliniella occidentalis (western flower thrips), 1192 nucleotides long. RefSeq names its product KRAB-A domain-containing protein 2-like. The record is from RefSeq and is a predicted model, not a curated record. Gene Ontology annotation, biological process: DNA integration. The coding region runs from base 242 to 1090 and encodes 282 amino acids. Gene Ontology annotation, molecular function: nucleic acid binding. NCBI's taxonomy places the organism in Eukaryota, Metazoa, Arthropoda, Insecta, Thysanoptera, Thripidae. The transcript has a single exon.